AUGUCUUGUGAGUGUCAAGAUCGGGUAAAGCGUAAAUAUUACCGCUAUUAUGAUACACCCGAUGGCUGUGAUGUUUUCAAAAAGAUUUUGGUAACUAGCCGAUACGGAACUAUAGCCGGCUUGAUCUUGUCUACUUACGAUGUCUUAAUGUAUUCGCACGCUGUUGGCUUAGGCCCGAUUAUGAGACGGUAUGCAUACCACACAGUGCCACUUGCCAUGAUGGGAGCAACCUUUGCUGGAGUUGCUAAUGGAGUUCAACUUUUACGACAGAAAGAUGAUAUACUUAACUAUUUCAUUGGUGGCCUCGCUUGUGGACCCAUUCUGGCCUACUAUUUAGGGUCUAACCACGCUGUACUGUUAGGAGGCCUCGGUCUAGGAAUCAUUGGCAUGAUUAAGAAGAAUGCUAUUGAGAAUGAUUACACUCUAGUGCCUCAAGUCUCGGGACACAUGGGAACCAUCCGCAGUUGGAAACAUGAUUAUACAUUUUUAGCUGACCCAAGAGAUACUGCCAAGCACACAUGCGGGACCAAAAAAAGUCAAUAGGGAUAAUUACACCAAUCUAGUCAUUGAAAUUGAACAUUAUUUCAUUGAGCCUUCCAGCCUGCUUAUCAAUUUAUUAAUAAAAAUG
Vanessa atalanta (red admiral) is the source of this 628-nucleotide messenger RNA. RefSeq names its product NADH dehydrogenase [ubiquinone] 1 alpha subcomplex subunit 11-like. NCBI's taxonomy places the organism in Eukaryota, Metazoa, Arthropoda, Insecta, Lepidoptera, Nymphalidae. The record is from RefSeq and is a predicted model, not a curated record. Gene Ontology annotation, biological process: mitochondrial respiratory chain complex I assembly. The coding region runs from base 1 to 543 and encodes 180 amino acids. The transcript is spliced from 5 exons.